Molecule: messenger RNA, 3499 nt
Organism: Phyllopteryx taeniolatus (common seadragon)
Lineage: Eukaryota; Metazoa; Chordata; Actinopteri; Syngnathiformes; Syngnathidae
Gene: cnot7
Product: CCR4-NOT transcription complex, subunit 7
Exons: 7
Coding region: 169-1029 (286 amino acids)
Cellular component (GO): CCR4-NOT core complex; CCR4-NOT complex; P-body
Molecular function (GO): poly(A)-specific ribonuclease activity; nucleic acid binding
Source: RefSeq, a predicted model, not a curated record
UACGUGAUGACGUCACGUUGUAGGUUAGCUAUGAUGGCAAGCGCAGGUUGACAUCCAUUCAAUGCUGAAUUGACGACUAUUAAAAAAAAAAAAGUUAGAGGGAAACCCACGGUGAAUUUAAGAGGUUUAGAUAGUAGACGCUUGAAACGGUUUGGGGAAGGUGGCACUAUGCCCGCAGCUACUGUGGAUCACAGCCAAAGAAUAUGUGAGGUUUGGGCCAGCAAUCUGGAGGAGGAGAUGAAGAGAAUUAGACAUGUCAUUCGAAAAUACAACUAUAUUGCCAUGGACACAGAGUUUCCAGGCGUAGUAGCCAGACCAAUUGGAGAAUUCCGAAGCAAUGCUGAUUAUCAAUACCAGUUAAUGCGCUGCAAUGUGGAUUUACUCAAGAUAAUCCAGCUGGGCCUCACCUUUAUGAAUGAGCAAGGGGAAUAUCCUCCAGGAACAUCAACGUGGCAGUUCAAUUUUAAGUUUAACCUCACAGAGGAUAUGUACGCACAGGACUCUAUUGAACUUCUGACAACUGCAGGAAUUCAGUUCAAGAAGCUCGAGGACGAAGGCAUAGAGGCGUUGUACUUUGCAGAGCUAUUGAUGACAUCAGGAGUGGUACUGUGUGAUGGGAUCAAGUGGCUGUCAUUUCACAGUGGGUAUGACUUUGGAUACCUGAUCAAGGUUCUCUCCAAUUCCAAACUGCCUGAGGAAGAGAUUGAUUUCUUUGAGCUUGUUCGCUUAUACUUUCCAAUCAUUUAUGAUGUCAAGUACCUAAUGAAGAGCUGCAAAAUUCUCAAGGGUGGACUGCAGGAAGUAGCUGAGCAGCUGGAGCUAGAGAGGAUCGGACCACAACAUCAAGCAGGCUCUGACUCUUUGCUCACAGGCAUGGCUUUCUUCAAGAUGAGGGAGAUGUUCUUUGAGGAUCAUAUUGAUGAUGCAAAGUAUUGUGGCCACUUGUAUGGGCUUGGCUCUGGAUCCGCCUAUGUCCAGAACGGAACAGGGAACGCUUAUGAAGAAGAAGCUAACAAGCAGCAGUCAUGACAGCACACUCACACUAUCCUGCAAUUCGCAGUGCGGCCCAGAGGCCAAGCUUGGACACCCGGAUGAUAAGGAAUUGAGGAAUUGCUACAUUUAGCCAGCUGUUUGUCAUUGGUUUGUCAUUUGUCGUAGACAAUUGAAAUGAUUAACAGUGAAAAUUACCACAGUUGGCAUCACACAUGACACAGCUACGCUGGUGUGAGCUUAAUCUUUAAACUCCUGCAGAGCAGCGCAGGCGUCUGGGUGGUUCAAAACAAUUUAACAUGCUUGAAAAAAUGGGAUUUUAGUUUUACUAAAAUAUUCUGUAGAAUUUUUUUGCACUUUAAAGCUCUAACUUGCUUUUAUAUGGAAAGUAUGUAUCUUGAUCUCUCUGCUCUUUGUUUUUUUCUAUACGUUCACAUUUUACAUUGUGAACAUGCAGUGCUCACGUAAUGUUCUAACAUUUUGCCACACUCAGCCUUAAGGUUAACUGCAUCCUUUUAAACAUUUAAUUUAUUUUGCCAGUUCUCUAGAAAGAGGCACAGCUCUAUACCACAGAUACCACACUUUACCAUAAUGCCUCAAAAUGAGAAAGGGAGCCCAUAUGAACAUGGAUGGUAUAAUUUUUACAAUCCUGUGCUUUCUGUGCUUGUUUGUUUUGUUAUUUCCACUGAAAAACCCCAAUGUGAGAAGUCUGUCAGCCAUCGUACAUUUUUGCAUGUAUGUAUCUGUGAAAUGUCAAAGCUUAGAUUGGAUUUUUUGUGCACACAAAUGCUAUUGUUCACUUAAGAAGCGUGCGAUUGCAGACAUACUGUAUGCCCACAUGAGGUGACAAUGAUCUCCAAAUUGAAAUGUAAGAAAACUCACCUGAUGUAGCACAUGCAGAGGUUAUCUUUCUAAAAUACUCUGUCGUGAGUACGUUUUCAUUCAUUUUGUUUUAAUGGAAGUUGCUUUUGUAGAGUUUUAGUGUUGUAAUAAAAGAAAAAAAAAUACACUUUUACUCCUUGGAAAACACCUAGCAUUUUAACAUACUUUUUUAUUUAUUUAUUUAAUUUUUUUGGGUGGUGUUUGUGUCUAGCAUUGGCCUUUGGAAGUGAUUGUUUUAUGUUUGUGUUGCUUUCCUAUUCUAAGAUGCUGCAUAGGGGAACCGCAUGUUCCAAAAGUUUUCAACAAAAGCUGUGUUGUUGAGUAGUACAUUUGUACGUGUUCUGGCAUAUACAGUGGAUAUAAAAAGUCUACACACCCCUGUUUAAAUCCCGUUUUAUUGUGAUAUAAAAAUUGACACCAAGAUAAAUAAUUUCAGAUCUUUUCCCACUAAUGUGACUUAUACCCUGUACAAAUCAAUGGCAAAUAAAAUACAUUUUCAAGAGGGGAAGUAAAAAUAAACAACUGAGGUAAUGUGGUUGCAUAAGCGUGAACACCCUCUUAUAACUGGUGAUGUGUUCAGAAUUAACAACUCACAUUCAAGCUCAUGUUAAAUGUGAGUCACCACACACCUGACAUCAUGGCAGUGCCUCUGAAUCACCUCAGAUAAAGUUAAGCUGUUCAAGUAGGCCUUUCCUGACCAUUUUUUUUAACACUCACUGGUAUUUGCAACUGUUCUUUAUUCGCUCCACCUUGACUAAGGCCCCAGUAAAACCCCCAAAGCAUUAUGCUGCCACUAUCAUGCGUCACUGUAGGCAUGGUGGUGUUCUGAUGCAGAGCACUGUUGUGUUUGCACCAAAUGUUUCAUUAGGAAUUAUGGCCAAAAAUGUCAACCUUGCUUUCAUUGGACCAAAAUACAUUUUCCCACAUGCAGUUCAAGUGUGUUUUUGCAAAAUGUAGCAGUGCGUUGAUGUUUUUCUCUGUGAGAUGACUUAUGUGAUGCCACCCUAUCCCAUAGCCCAGGCAUAUGAAGAAAAUGCAAGAUGAUUAUUGUCACGUUCUAAACAGCUGGUCCGUACUUGGCAGAAAUUCCUGUAGCUCAGCAGUUGCUGUCGGCCUCGUGGUAGCGUCCCUAAUGAAUGUGUGUGAAUGGGUUAAUGUGAGGCUUUGUAAAGCGCUUUGGGGACCAUGAGGUGUAGCUAAAGCGCUAUAUAAGUGCAGUCUAUUUAACAUUCUUGUUAAUGUCACUGCUGUACCAUAUGUUUUCCAUUGGAUGAUGACUGACUUCACUGGUACAUAUCAUGCAUUGGAAAUUAUUUUGUACCCCUCCUGAUGAGAUCUCUCUGAUGCGAUGGAAGCUCUCUAAGGUUCAUUGCUUGUGCUGGGCAGUUGUGGCCCAAUGGUUAAGAUCAUCACCUGUGGCUGUAGAUGAUUUAGGUUCAAGACCCCAACUGGACCAUCCACCAACAUCACCCAGACUCACAGCUGUGGUGUCCUUGAGCAAGAUACUGAUACCCCAGGUGCUUCAGCUGACCCCUGCUCCAAUGUGUUCACUGUGAUGGUAAAAUGCAGAGAACAAAUUUCGUGUGCAUGCAUGUUCAUGACAAUAAAGGUGAUUCUUCUUCUGUAA